Messenger RNA from Diceros bicornis minor, 1622 nucleotides. RefSeq names its product autophagy related 4A cysteine peptidase (gene ATG4A). The record is from RefSeq and is a predicted model, not a curated record. Gene Ontology annotation, molecular function: protein-phosphatidylethanolamide deconjugating activity. The transcript is spliced from 12 exons. NCBI's taxonomy places the organism in Eukaryota, Metazoa, Chordata, Mammalia, Perissodactyla, Rhinocerotidae. The coding region runs from base 62 to 1156 and encodes 364 amino acids.
GUCCCUUGCGGCCGCCGUAGUCAAGUGGCCGGUGGAAUUGGCCCAGGAUGACAGCUGGAGAAUGGAGUCAGUUUUAUCCAAGUAUGAAAACCAGAUUACUAUUUUCACUGACUACCUAGAAGAAUUUCCGGAUACUGAUGAGCUGGUAUGGAUCUUGGGGAAACAGCAUCUCCUUAAAACGGAAAAAUCUAAGCUGUUGUCUGAUAUAAGUGCUCGUCUAUGGUUUACAUACAGAAGGAAAUUUUCACCAAUUGGGGGAACGGGCCCUUCAUCAGAUGCUGGCUGGGGAUGUAUGCUACGCUGUGGACAGAUGAUGCUGGCUCAAGCCCUUAUCUGCAGACACUUGGGAAGAGCACAAAUGGGUGUGGGAGAAGGGAAAUCAAUUGGCGAAUGGUUUGGACCAAAUACAGUUGCACAGGUGUUAAAAAAACUUGCUUUAUUUGAUGAAUGGAAUUCCUUGGCUGUUUAUGUUUCAAUGGAUAACACAGUGGUCAUUGAAGAUAUCAAAAAAAUGUGCUGCAUCCUUCCCUUGAGUGCUGACACAGCUGGUGAGAGCCCCCCCGGCUCUCUGAAUGCUUCGAACCAGAGUAAGGGCACCUCUGCCUGCUGGCCAGCCUGGAAACCCCUGCUGCUCAUUGUGCCCCUUCGCCUGGGCAUAAACCAAAUCAAUCCUGUCUAUGUUGACGCAUUCAAAGAGUGUUUUAAGAUGCCACAGUCUUUAGGGGCAUUAGGAGGAAAACCAAAUAACGCCUAUUAUUUCAUAGGAUUCUUAGGUGAUGAGCUCAUUUUCCUGGACCCUCACACAACCCAGACUUUUGUUGACACUGAAGAGAAUGGAACGGUUGAUGACCAGACUUUCCAUUGUCUGCAAUCCCCGCAGCGAAUGAACAUCCUGAACUUGGAUCCUUCUGUAGCAUUGGGAUUUUUCUGCAAAGAAGAAAAAGACUUUGAUAGCUGGUGUAGCCUUGUUCAGAAGGAAAUUCUAAAGGAAAAUUUAAGGAUGUUUGAAUUAGUUCAGAAACAUCCAUCACACUGGCCUCCCUUUGUUCCUCCAGCCAAGCCAGAAGUGACAACCACUGGGGCAGAAUUCAUUGACUCUACUGAACAACUAGAGGAGUUUGACCUGGAGGAAGAUUUCGAGAUUCUGAGCAUAUAGAAUAGUGGGAACUCAACUUGGAGGUCUGUCUUCCAUCUGGCACCAGAAGAACAUGAACUCAUCACAUAAAACUUUUCUAGUCAGCAAGUGCCUGAUAUGCCAACAGCACACAAACUUGAUAGCAAUCAUGACUGAGCCAAUCACCAUUUCUCAGAAAAAACGAACAAACAACCCUUCCCCAGAAAGAACUAGAACAAUCAUGGAAUCUAGGAGCAGAAAGAUUAUGUGUCAUCCCUUGCUUCCAAGCUUGUCUUACAUGGCCACAGCGAGUCUUCAGCUACUGAAAUGAGGAGGCGGACAUCUGGAAGACAGACAGCAACUUCCACCUUGCUUCAAGCACCAGCAGAUGAGAGGUGGUUACCCUGCGCUUCUUCGCCCUGUCAGGUGUGACCUCUUUUGGGCUAAAUACUAAGAAGCAGUCUGUUCUCUUGCUCUAAUAAUAAAGUGAUUGCAUCAGGGAGAAAAA